CCAUCCACAUGUGCGCCGGGGGAGCACCCGAGACUCGCGCUCUCUCUCUCUUCUCGCCUAGUGCAGCAAUAGAGUACUUCUCCUCUCGGCAGUUUAGUCUAAGAUUAGCAUCAGACAGGAGGACAGGAAGUGCACAUCUCCGUCGCGCGUUGUUGCCCGCGCGUCAGAUUUGUUUGUCAACCACACUCGCACAUGCACAUAUUGAUUACCAGCCGCCGCCACUGUUGCUGAUCGGAAUAUUAAUCAACGCCGGCUCCUUGCAACGAACGCCGCAAUUACGCGCGCGUCGUACGCACUCGACCUGACAAGGCAGAAAUUGUGCCGGAAGAAGCUGAUUAAUUAGUAUGCACCGCUGCUAGUGGCUGAAGAUGGCUUACACGAACGUCCCCUCGUCAAGUCUGGUGUGUCUGCCCUCGAUGCUGGAGGCGUCGCACGCACGGAGGUCCUCAACCGGUAUGGGUCAGAUGAUGCGCAGCUUCAGCAGCUCGUCCAACCCUCUGCAGGUCUUGCGCUGCGUCCACUCGUCCUCGAGCAACGUCUACAACAACAUCCCCAUGAGGGAGACCCACUACAAGGUGCCUCCUACCGCCAACAACAGGCUGGACCAGCCGGGGGCGGAACUCUGCAUGGGCAACCGGAGGCACUCGAUAAGCGGCGCCUUCAGGGAGCCCGACCUGCUGACUGGGACACCGGUAUGCGGACCGACAGGCACCUUGAAGAGCUUUCGCAGAGCUGCCAGUAUUAUUGAGGAGGUGGGCCAAAGAGGUCAGCAGUCCUCAGAAGAAAAGAAAAUCAGGAUUAAAGCAUCGGUGCGGAUGCCCCCAAUGAGGUCCAGCAGUAGCAGGGAUGACAUCCUCAUCCUUUCCAACCAACAGAGCCAUGUGGCCAACCUGUGGGCCAACUACCUCUCAUCCUGCUUUGAUCAGAUGUGUCAAAAGCGAAACAGGCCACCCUUCAGGAUUUUGCGGGUCGGCCUGGAUGACAUUGUCGGUUCUGUGCCGUUUGCCCUGGAGGAACGCAUUGUGCAAGUGAAGCUGAAGCUGGUGAUCAUGUGUCCGUUGUUCCUGCAGCAGGUGAUGGAAUACCCGAGACCCAGCCAGGCACUUUCGAAACUGCUCAUGCCGAACCGCGUCCUGGCGAUGCUUUUGGGGGUUGAAGAGGAUCAAGUCACGGAGCAGCACAGAGCCGCUUUAGCAAACUUCAACCAGUGGCAGCGCGUGCCUGUGAGAAACAAGGACGCUGCGUUUGUGAGUGAAUUCCUUAACGAUUCGAUGGCAAUCUUGACUCGAGUAGCUCACGAGGAGCAGUCGAUGAACCAAAAUAGAGCUUCAUUUUCUCUCCAGCCGAAGAAAGUCAACAACGCUCACAACAAAGUCCUUGUCAUGCUCAACGAGCCCAUCGGGCAAGAAGACACGGUCAAAAUCUCCAUCAACAAGGGUGGCAAGCUCAUCGAAGUGAAUAAUGCCAAAAAGAGGAAUCCUUUCACAAUCAUGUUCACCAUGCCAGAAUCGUGCAUGAUGGUGUCAAUGCUGGUGGGAGUAAUGGUCUCCAAGAAUGGAAACCCCCUGGGUUGUCGACAGAUCAAGUGCGAAAGCAAAAUGCGAGAGGUGGAUCAACUACUGAAGAGCAUUGGAAACCCUCUGGAUUUCAUGUGCCAGACUCUUGGAAUGACUGACAAGGAGCAGCUGGACAACUACAUGGUUUCUGCAUUCCAAAAGAAUAUUCCGCCAAACUUCAACCUCCUUCAGUCCCCAGACAGCAAUCCAAGGAAGUCAGUCGUCUGUGCUGAAGAGUUCCCAACGCUGCUUCACUUCGCCUGCAAAUACGGUCUGGACAAACUGGUGUGGCAGCUGAUGGAAUGCCCUGGUGGAGACGCAGCCGCUGAAAUUAGAAAUUGCAAUGAUCAGUCACCAGCAGAAAUAGCUGAGCUAGCAGGUCACUUGAAGGUUGCCAACACCAUCAGAGGCUACACUCAAAUGAAUGAGUUUACCAAUAUCUACAGCUAUAUGAAAAUGACAGCUGAAACCAAGGGCCAAGCUGCUCCAGCAGAAGCUGAGGACAUGUACAAUCUACCCAGGCCACUGAACGAGACUUAUCAGGUUCCUCCAGCAGCGAGACCACUGACAGUGAGGAAGGCGUCCACGUCAUCCAACGGAUCUUCAGAAGCCGACCAUCCAAUCGAAUACAUGAGGAUGAACUCUUUGAAAAAAAAUUCAAAGAAGGAGAAUCAUUCUACCAAUCACACUAGGUCGAUGGGAAGGAAGGAAAACAUGCAUCCUGAGGAGCCCUUCAGAUCCGAGAGCAGGAACAAACACCGCGCAAGCGAGGAUAGCAUUGGCGCCGCGGCCACGACCAAGCCAAGCAAGUCGAGGGAGCACCUCGCAAUGACCACGGAUGACGAGCUGGUGGAAAUCUUUAAUGACUUCAAGAACAACGUCUAUACACUAGCUGAGGUUGAAAAGCUCGUGGAAAGCUGGAAGAACAGAAACGACGUGCAGCAAUCGAUGAUGGAGAAGCAGGAGUACUUCAAGCAGCUGAGGGCAGACUAUGAGCGCCUACAGAACAAAAUGAGAGAAGACAUGAAAAGAACAACUCCGUUUGAGAAGAUGAAAAAUUUUUUCUUCAGGAGCAAAGAAAAAAAUUCAGCAAAGACAAGCCAGGAGACCAGGAAUAACUUCCUCUCUACACAUUCCUGCUUAGAUGCGGGCAUGCAACACAGCUUGCGUCCCACUAGUAGCCUCAGCAUCAACAGCAACAGCAGCUCAUCAUCUUCUGAGCGGAUGAGCACCACCAGCAACUGCAGUGGUGCCAGUCUUGGGGACAGCGGCACACACUCUGAUCACGAAGACAGAAAAGUGCUGGCGAAUUUGAAGGAGCCGCCUCAGAUCGUCGAAGAGGAAGAAGACACUCUUUGCCACGAGUACACAGCAGUCCAGAAUUAUGCAGUUCCUCCACUUCCUCGCCCAGUCAUGGAGGCCAAAAACAAACCAAAAGUAGCCAAAAUCCAUUUUGAGGAGCUCCCACCAUUGCCAGCACCAAAUAGACCGUGUGACUUAUCGUUCAAAGAGGAAGAUCCAAAUGCCUACAUCAUACCUGAGAGCUUAAAUACUGCCGCACAGCAAGAUACUCCACCCACGACUCCUCACACUGCCGACUCCGAGUUCGCUCCGGACUACAUGAACUGGGCAGCGCCUCUCGACAAGAUGCCCAGUUACAUGAAUCUUGUCCCACCUCCUGUCCCACCAAGAUUGUUGUCAUCCAGACAAGCUGCUCUGGUCUAGGAUAAGUCACAUUUUGUUAAGUUAAUUUUAAGGCCAAUAUGGUGGUGAAUUGAUUACCUGCAUCAUUUACCCUUUUAACAUGAUAAACUAUAACUCUGUUUCAUUGUUGAACAUGAUAGUCUAAAUGUUUAAACUGUGAUGAUGAAAAAACUUAACAAAGUACGAAAAGUUACAAUGUCAUGAAAGCGAAAAAUGCCUUUGAUUCUUGAAAUAUGUUAAUUUCGCCUCAUUACUUUUGAUGUGUUCUUUGUAUAUAUAUCAAGAUGUGAUGCAUGCUUUUUUAUUGUAGUGUACUGUACAUAUUACAUGCAGAAAUUACGUACUUUUAAAAUACAAUUUAUACAAAUAUGUAUGUAGCUUAACAAAAA
Molecule: messenger RNA, 3649 nt
Organism: Cloeon dipterum
Lineage: Eukaryota; Metazoa; Arthropoda; Insecta; Ephemeroptera; Baetidae
Gene: stumps
Product: DBB domain-containing protein stumps
Exons: 18
Coding region: 369-3281 (970 amino acids)
Cellular component (GO): cytosol
Molecular function (GO): fibroblast growth factor receptor binding; transmembrane receptor protein tyrosine kinase adaptor activity
Source: RefSeq, a predicted model, not a curated record